AUGAGAAGAGGAAGGAAAGUUGACAACAGUAGAAUAGACCAACCAGAUGACCAGCACAUAGGAGAAGUUGAGGAAGAGGGCUACAGAUUCCUUGGCAUUUUACUAUUUGACCAGACUCUCAAUACCAAGAUGAAAGGCACGAUAACAGCGGAAUAUAUCAGACGAGUAAAGAAGCUGUGUAGAUCAAAAUUGAAUAGCAGAAAUCUUAUUAGCGGCAUAAAUGCCUGGGCUGUAAGUGUGGCACGCUACAGCGUAGGUGUCAUGGAUUGGACAGUGGAAGAGGUGGUCAACAUGGAUCGAAAAACUAGGAGGAUACUGGCAAUUAAUGGCUGUCUACACACCCGAAGUAAAGUUGCCAGACUAUAUCGAUCUGCCGAGAAAGGGAGGGAGUGGUUUGAUUGA
Molecule: messenger RNA, 402 nt
Organism: Porites evermanni
Lineage: Eukaryota; Metazoa; Cnidaria; Anthozoa; Scleractinia; Poritidae
Source: the annotation of a GenBank genome assembly